Molecule: messenger RNA, 411 nt
Organism: Entrophospora candida
Lineage: Eukaryota; Fungi; Glomeromycota; Glomeromycetes; Entrophosporales; Entrophosporaceae
Source: the annotation of a GenBank genome assembly
AUGCCGAGUCUUGACAUUAAUGGAUUACCACAAACUGAGGAGGAAAUCGAUUUUACAGAUAUAGAAGAGAAGUAUAAAGUUUCUUUUGAAAAAGGGCUUGAUACAAUUAUAGUAGUUGAUAAUGCACCGGUUGUUGAUCAGAGUAGAGUAGCUAAAUUAUUAACUUUCAUAAAAAAGAUUUUUAAGAAUGUUGGUGAGAUUAAGGAAAAUGGCAUUUUCAUGCCAAUGGAUCCUGAACCUGAACCUGAAACUGGGAAAUUAAAAUCAAGAGGUCUAGCAAUUAAACAGUAUGAUGGAUAUCCUAUGGAUAAAACACAUUACCUUGCUUUAAAUCAUUUUACUGAUAUUGAAAAAUAUUCACAAAUCGAAGAAGAAUACAAAGAGCCAGAAGAAGAAAAAUUUGUGGAAAAG